AUGAAUAAAAAUCAUGGUUUUUUAAUGAAAUUAUUUUUCCGUGAUACAGUUACAUUUGGUUUAGGUACAAUAAUGACAACAAUUAUACUUAAUAUAAGUGAUUUAUUUACUUUUAAAAAAUUAAAAUCUAGUCAUCAAUUAGAUGAAGUUGAACUACAAACAUUUCUUGGUUUUUCAUUAUUAAUACUUUGGCAUAUAUUUUUGAUUAUAAUGGUGCAAAUACAUGCAUUCAGUUUAUAUAUGGCUAAUAUUUUAUUACAUAGCUGGCAACAAUAUAAGAUAAUCAAACAGAAUUAA
Rotaria sp. Silwood2 is the source of this 297-nucleotide messenger RNA. NCBI's taxonomy places the organism in Eukaryota, Metazoa, Rotifera, Eurotatoria, Philodinida, Philodinidae. The record is from the annotation of a GenBank genome assembly.